AUGGCUUUCCUCGGAGCUGUUCUCCCGAGGAACCCCGUUAAAUAUCUCCUUGCCGCCUUCAUCUUUCAGACCCUCUACAUCCUAUUCUUUCACCAUUAUACCAGGGAACAGGCUCGGGUACAACGCACGACACUAACGAAACACUACUCUCUGGGGGAAACCUUCGCGCACAAUAUAAGCAUCGAGGAUCAUGGCCUCAUGAGUAUCAAAAUAGCCGCCCUGUCCGACCUGGCGGAGCACUAUCUCCAGCAUCCCUCCCUGAAUGUCCACGAAAUCAGCGACGUCGUUUCGGAGCUGUUCCCUUGGUGGGACCCAUCAACAUUGGAAUACUAUCCUUGGAAGAAGUCACAAUCAUGGAAGUCAAACAUAUUUGCCAGUAUGAAGUCAUCCAAAUCAAGCACGGGGAUUGUCAUGAGCGUCAUGGAUUCAUUUGCUAAGGAAGCCGCACAUCUGAUCGGCUUUCUUCGGAAUGUCCACAGGUGCCAGCUACCAAUAGCUAUUGCCUACGUUGGAGAUGCGGAUCUCAAGCCCCAGACUCGAGAGUUCUUGAUGAAACAGGGUGAUGAUAUCAUUUUUAUCGACCUUGCAAACAUCUUCGAUCAGCAUCUCGUUCACCUGGAAGGAUACGCAAUCAAACCGUUUGCGCUGCUAGCUAGUCCCUAUCCACGAACGAUUCUAAUGGACGCCGACGCUGUCUUCUUCUCAAACCCGGAUAAGUUGUUCGAUGAGUACCCGGGCCUACGGGAUACAGGAGCAUUAUUCUUCCACGAUAGAAAUAUCAAUUCGGAAACCGACCGACAUGACUGGCUCGGACGCCAGCUGGAAGCGGCCGGUCGAUACCCUUCCGCCUACUUGAAUGAGAGCUCCCUCUUCUAUCGACGUUACUCCAGCGAAGAAGUCGAUGCCGCCGUCGUUUGUAUCGAUAAGUCUAGAAUUGGACUAUAUAUGGCUGUGUUAUUCACGUGCUGGAUGAACACCAAGGAAGUGCGAGACGCGUCAACAUUCAAGAUCUGGCACGGUGACAAAGAGUCGUACUGGCUGUCCACCGAGUUAAUAGGUGUACCUUAUUCCUUUGAGCCUUGGUACGCGGCACGGAUGUCUCAGUCGCAGGAAACUGGAAUUCAAUUAUUUCUCGAUGACGACGAUGAAUGGAAGAAGCAGCACCCCGGACCGCUGAAAGAACCGCAGAACGCGUUUAACCACACGGGAAGCCCUCCCCCGGAGCGCAGCUCUUGCACAUUACAUAUGGCUCACUCGGAUGCCUGGGGUGUCGAGCCCCUGUGGGCCAACGGUGCACUGUGGUACGACAAAGGAAACAAGCAACAUGGUAUCAGUAAUUGGACACACUGGUAUCUUGGCGAACCAGUCCAUGCUGUUCUGGGUGCAUAUUCCGAUCACAACUCGGACGGGUCUGGAGAUGACAAGGAUGACACGGCAAAGGAACAACAGGAACUGGAACGGAAAAUACUGGCCACCCAGCCCGAGUGGUUAUUCAUGGAUUGGCCCCUCGAUUACAAGACAUGUUUCAAGCGCGAUUUGCCUCGAUGGAGGCAAUUGUCUGUUGAUUUCCGGAAUAGGCUGGAGAGAAUGAUGUACGAAGUUAGGAGGGUUGAGAUGGAGUAUGAGACAGAACUCCAAGUAUAG
Messenger RNA from Cladophialophora psammophila CBS 110553, 1644 nucleotides. RefSeq lists its product as uncharacterized. Gene Ontology annotation, biological process: protein O-linked glycosylation. The record is from RefSeq and is a predicted model, not a curated record. The transcript has a single exon. Lineage: Eukaryota; Fungi; Ascomycota; Eurotiomycetes; Chaetothyriales; Herpotrichiellaceae. Gene Ontology annotation, molecular function: alpha-1,3-mannosyltransferase activity. Gene Ontology annotation, cellular component: Golgi apparatus. The coding region runs from base 1 to 1644 and encodes 547 amino acids.